This is a messenger RNA of Pomacea canaliculata, 1429 nucleotides long. RefSeq names its product zinc metalloproteinase nas-4-like. Bases 78 to 1346 code for a protein of 422 amino acids. The record is from RefSeq and is a predicted model, not a curated record. Gene Ontology annotation, cellular component: membrane. Gene Ontology annotation, biological process: proteolysis. Gene Ontology annotation, molecular function: metalloendopeptidase activity; zinc ion binding. The transcript is spliced from 12 exons. NCBI's taxonomy places the organism in Eukaryota, Metazoa, Mollusca, Gastropoda, Architaenioglossa, Ampullariidae.
GAGACACGCUCUUGACCACGUUUCUUUUGGGGUAAAGACGUGGCGGGCCCUGUUUGUCAGCUGGAACUGCCCACAACAUGCGGGUGUACUUUCUCUGUCUGGUGUUUGGUAUGGUCUGGUGUAAGCCAUGGCUCCAGGUCGAUUUUGAAGAGCUUCCUACACUGACUGACAACACUGAAGUCACAGAAGGUUAUUUCGAAGGGGAUAUUGACCUCCCAAAGGUUCGCAGUGUCAUUCGAGGAGCCAACUAUAAAUGGCCGAGGAAUACAGUGUAUUACACCAUCAGCUCCUCUUACCCCACUGCCACUCGAAACCUCAUCCUUCAGGCGAUGAAAGAAAUAGAAGAUGAUACAAAACACGGGACCACAUACUGUGUGCGGUUUGAGCAGAGAACAACACAGACAGACUACAUCAAUGUACAUAGCGGCGACGGGUGCCAUUCCAAAGUUGGGCAUCAAGGGGGAGCGCAGGAGGUGUCCAUCGGUUCCGGCUGCGACACCAAGGGCGUUGUCAUGCAUGAGUUACUCCACGCGCUGGGCUUCUGGCACGAGCAUAGCCGUUACGACCGCGACAACUACAUCGUGGUUCACACCGACAACGUCGUUACUGAUUCCAUCCACGACUUCGAAAAGCACACAGUAAGUCAAGUGGACACUUUGGGAAUGAACUACGACCUAGGAUCCAUCAUGCAUUACGGCCCUUACACCUUCGCAAAAGAUAAAUCCAAGCCCACCAUCUCUGUCAAGCCGGGUCAAGGUUCGGGAGUCACCAUGGGUCAGCGACUUGCACUGAGCAGCGAAGAUGUCCAACAGAUUCAAAAGCUUUACGGAUGCGUUGUUGAUACAUCUCACAUCACACAUCCGACAUAUCAAUACAUCGUCAACUGCAACUUUGAGGCUGAUUUCUGCAACCUCCAGCAAGACAAAUCAGAUAAUUUUGAUUGGCUCCGGAUGUCUGGAAGUACCCCAACUCUCAACACAGGCCCUAACGCUGAUCACACUAACGGCGCAGGGUACUACAUAUAUGCCGAAGCAACCAACCACCUGAGACAAGUAACCAAGCUGACCACACCCACCGCCACUAGAGGAGAGUAUUGCAUAGACUUUUGGCUCUUCCAGGGUGGCAGUGAAGAAGGCAGUUUCCAGGUGUGGGUAGGUGGACCCGACGUCGUCGCACAAGCCAUCAAGACCAUCACCGGCGACCAGGAUGCGGAGUGGAACCACUUUAGAAUUAAUCUGAACUCGCCUGCUUCUUUCCAUCUCGUCCUGCAAGCUAACAUUGGCAGAGGGGAACACAGCGAUAUCGCCAUCGAUGAUUUCAAGUUCUACAAAGGACGUUGUUUAUAGGGCUACUCUAGGCCCGAGAGGCCUGCUGCUCACAAAAAUAAAUAUAAAACAAGCUGUGAGAAAAAACCUCCCAGUUUCAUCCA